This is a messenger RNA of Vitis riparia (riverbank grape), 686 nucleotides long. RefSeq lists its product as uncharacterized. Bases 16 to 504 code for a protein of 162 amino acids. The record is from RefSeq and is a predicted model, not a curated record. The transcript has a single exon. Lineage: Eukaryota; Viridiplantae; Streptophyta; Magnoliopsida; Vitales; Vitaceae.
UGAUAUUGGCAAAAGAUGGGGAAUCAGAUGCAGCCUCAUCACUUGGGAAUGAAGGGGAAAAUAAAGUGUUUGUCUAUAAGAAGGCAUCUUCUAUUACCAGAAAUUGCAAGUAGAGCAAAUCUGGAAGCCGACCCAAAGAAAACCAUGCUCGGCAGUUCCGAUCGCAAGCCGGUUCAUGGUUGGGACACCACCCCCGAUGACUACCUUUCUCAUAUCAAAAGAAUGGAACGGUCACUGAGUAUUGUGCCCGGUGCCCCCCACUACCCUGUCGUGCAUAAAGCCUUCAACAACAAGUCUCCCUUUGAAGAAGCGCAGGGGAAUGGUCGCAAACAACGUCAACCCCGCAAGGUCUCUUUUCAAGAUCAGCAAGGUCAGAGCAACAAUGGGAGCAGCCAGGUAGUUGAUGAAGAAACUGAUGAUAUUGAAGCCGAAGCCGAAGGCUUCAUCCAGCAAAAGCACAGGGGCUUUGAGCUGUGCAAGUGGAAGACCUUCAAAGCGUAUUGAGAAGGCUAUGAAGCAUGAUGGUAAUGGUUGAUUGGCAGCAGGCAGGCAAAUUCUCAUAGUGUCGCAGACACUCUUAUAUAAAUAAAAUGCAUGUCUUUGAUGUUUUAGGCAAAAUCUCCUUCGAUGUUACUUGUAUGGAAUAUUCAAAUGCAUUAAAGGAAGUAUAUUUACUAUUAGUUGUA